CUUUUCCUUCUGUCCUCGGGAUUUGAAGAUGGCUGCACAGUCAGCGCCGAAAGUUGUGCUAAAAAGCACCACCAAGAUGUCUCUAAAUGAGCGCUUUACUAAUAUGCUGAAGAACAAACAGCCGAUGCCAGUGAAUAUUCGGGCUUCGAUGCAGCAACAACAGCAGCUAGCCAGUGCCAGAAACAGAAGACUGGCCCAGCAGAUGAAGAAUAGACCCUCUGGCCAGGCAGCAUUAAAAAUUAAGCAGAACUUAAAGCAGUGCCUGGGUAAGAGUAACAUCCAGGCACAGUUAGGCCUACCCAUAGGGGCCCUGGCCAGGGGAGCAGUCGGAGAACGAGGCCUGCCCAUUAUCCAGAGAGGCCUGCCCACAGGAGGACUGCGUGGGGGACGUGCCUCGAGAACCCUACUUGGGGGUGGGCUGUCGCUCGGAGGUCGGGGUAUGAUAGGUCGGGGAAGAGGGGGCUUUGGAGGCAGAGGCCGAGGCCGUGGACGAGGGAGAGGUGCCCUUUCUCGCCCUGUACUGACCAAGGAGCAGCUGGACAACCAACUGGGUGCAUACAUGUCACAAACAAAAGGACACUUGGAUGCUGAGUUGGAUGCCUACAUGGCACAGACAGAUCCGGAAACCAAUGAUUGAAGCCUGCCUGCCCUCCUGUGAGAGACUCUUGUUAAAGUUACCA
Pteronotus mesoamericanus is the source of this 680-nucleotide messenger RNA. RefSeq names its product chromatin target of PRMT1 protein-like. The record is from RefSeq and is a predicted model, not a curated record. Bases 29 to 637 code for a protein of 202 amino acids. NCBI's taxonomy places the organism in Eukaryota, Metazoa, Chordata, Mammalia, Chiroptera, Mormoopidae. The transcript is spliced from 2 exons.